AUGUCACUCUUCCCACGAGCAUUUUUGCAUCAAGACCAGUCCUCUAGCCCGACCAUCUUCCGACUGAUAGACGAGAUCGACCAGUACUCCCGCGGUGUGGACCGAAACACCCAUCAAAUCACAAAGUCUUUCACACCUAAGUUCGACGUGAAGGAGCUCGGAGACUCGUUUGAACUACAUGGAGAGCUACCUGGUAUUGAUCAAAAAGACGUCGACAUCGAGUUCACCGACGCGUCAACACUCACGGUCAAAGGUCGCAUUGAACGCAGUUAUGCGAAAGGAAACCCACCAGCUGGAGAAGACAAUAAUGUUUCGGUCAAGAAGAGCGAGGACUCGAAGACGUCACGGGAGAAGUUCUGGGUGAUGGAGAGAAGCAUUGGAGAGUUCUCGAGAUCUUUUACAUUCCCGGUACCGGUGAACCAGGAAAGUGUAAAGGCUUCGAUGAAGGACGGAAUACUGAGCGUCAUGAUACCAAAAUCGAAGAAGCAGGAAAACCGGAAAAUAAGCAUUCAGUAA
Molecule: messenger RNA, 516 nt
Organism: Blumeria graminis f. sp. triticale
Lineage: Eukaryota; Fungi; Ascomycota; Leotiomycetes; Helotiales; Erysiphaceae
Source: the annotation of a GenBank genome assembly